Molecule: messenger RNA, 537 nt
Organism: Ostreococcus lucimarinus CCE9901
Lineage: Eukaryota; Viridiplantae; Chlorophyta; Mamiellophyceae; Mamiellales; Bathycoccaceae
Exons: 1
Biological process (GO): protein retention in ER lumen; retrograde vesicle-mediated transport, Golgi to endoplasmic reticulum
Cellular component (GO): Golgi membrane
Source: RefSeq, a predicted model, not a curated record
UCGCCGUUGGCGCGCGCGCAGGCGAAACUCGCGCAGCGUCUUCAAAUCUUUCUCGAUAAAUCUGUCCCGAAGCGCGCCGAACGGUGGAGCGCGUACGCGUGCGUCGCGCUGGUGUACGCGAUUCGCGCGUACUUUCUGCGGGGGUACUACAUCGUGACGUACGGGCUGGGGAUCUAUAACCUGAACCUGUUGAUUGGAUUUCUGAGCCCGCGAAACGAUCCCGAAUCGCUGCGCGCGUCGAACGACGGCGACGAUGGACCGUCGCUGCCGACGAGCAACGAACAAGAAUUCAAACCGUUCGUGCGGCGAUUGCCGGAGUUUAAGUUUUGGUGGAUGAGCUUGAAGUCGAUCGGGACGGCGUUCGCGAUGACGUUUAUGCCGAUGUUCGACAUACCGGUGUUUUGGCCGAUUUUGUUAAUGUACUUCAUCAUGUUGUUUUUCAUGACGAUGAAACAGCAGGUGAAGCACAUGAUUAAGCAUAAAUACGUGCCGUUCACGACGGGGAAGCCGAAGUUUGCGGGCGCGAGCGCGGGCGGG